AUGGCUCAAGAUCGUCCAGUCAAGAAUGCUUCUGGUCGCUACGAUAAUGUCGACUUUAGCAAAGCCGCCGGUUUCAGAUACCCUCCCAUCAAAUGCAGCUACAACCGCCGCGAUGUUUUGUUAUUUGCCAAUGCGAUUGGAGCGCAAAAAGACGAAUUGCAUUUUCUCUACGAACUGCAUCCCAAGUUUGCUGCAUUUCCAACCUUUCCAAUCAAUCUUGCAUUCAAACAGACGGACCAGGAUGUAUUUGACUUUAUUGCUCGGACUGUGAGCGCUGAUGUCCCCGGGGUACCACCAUUCGAUGCGCAGAGGUCCGUCGAUGGCGAACGGGGGAUCAAGAUCUUGCGACCAUUACCGGUCAGCUCAGAGGGGCUCGACUUGGAAAUUCGUAACCAAGUCGUUGGAGCCUAUGACAAAGGCGGGGCCAUGAUUUUGGAGACUGAAGGAGAAUUAGUUGACGUCAAGACGGGACUCGUCUAUGUGAAACUCACAUCUACCGCUUUCGGCAUUGGCCAAGGAGGAUACGGAGGGCCGAGAGGACCGUCAAAGCCAAAUGCACAGAUCCCGAACCGCUCACCAGACACCAUCCACAACUUCAAGACUACACCCGAGACGGCUCUGCUGUACCGAUUGUGCGGCGACUAUAACCCCAUGCAUGCAGAUGAUGAGUUUGGGCAGCGUGCUGGAUUCAAGGGCUCGAUCUUGCAAGGCUUGGGCACCUGGAAUAUUGCAGCACAUGGUCUCUUGAAGGAGCUGGGUAGCUCGGAUCCGACCAGGCUCAUGGCAUACAGCGCUCGGUUCAAAAGUGUUGUGUAUCCUGGUGAUGAGUUGGAAACACGAAUGUGGGUUGUUGGAACAGACAAUGGCUGUGAUGAUAUUCUGUUUGAGACAAUCGUCAAAGGCGACGGUAGAGUGGCACUCUCCAACGGACAGGCCAAGCUAAAGCAGAGCGGCAGCAAACUGUAG
Molecule: messenger RNA, 966 nt
Organism: Pestalotiopsis fici W106-1
Lineage: Eukaryota; Fungi; Ascomycota; Sordariomycetes; Amphisphaeriales; Sporocadaceae
Exons: 3
Coding region: 1-966 (321 amino acids)
Cellular component (GO): peroxisome
Source: RefSeq, a predicted model, not a curated record